Messenger RNA from Dioszegia hungarica, 1182 nucleotides. RefSeq lists its product as uncharacterized. Bases 1 to 1182 code for a protein of 393 amino acids. Lineage: Eukaryota; Fungi; Basidiomycota; Tremellomycetes; Tremellales; Bulleribasidiaceae. Gene Ontology annotation, molecular function: hexosyltransferase activity. The record is from RefSeq and is a predicted model, not a curated record. Gene Ontology annotation, cellular component: membrane. The transcript has 5 exons.
AUGCGGUAUCGCGUGCCCCAGCUCCUGCAGAGCCGGUCCCGCAUCCUUACUCUCCUGCUCAUCCUCGGCUUGGCGGUCGGUAUCCCCUUCUACGCGGCAUUGUGGUAUGCGCAAUACGGACCCGCCUCGCCCGACUUGCAAAAGUACCUCGCACAUCACUACCCCUUCCUAUCAUCCUCGGUCUCUCAUGUCGACGCGCCCACACCAAUCCUCUCGCUCCUCGCUUCGGAAUCACCUCUCCUGCACCCUCCACCUAACCCACUCCCUCCGCCCACUUGCGCCCCCAUCAAGAGUCUGGGUCAGGUCGAGCCUUCCAAGCUCCCUCCGCUCUUACUCUCCCUGCAUAUCUUCUCCAACGCCCGCUUCAAUGCCCAGUUCGCCAAGCUCCGACGAAACAUCAUACGCCGUACGAUCCUCAUGGGCGUGCCGCACAUGUAUAGGCAUCUUGUCGAGGUCAAGUUCAUCAUGGGCCGCAGCUGGGAUCCGGCACAGGAGACACUGCAUGAUCGUGAAGAGAAGAAUAGUGGGGACAUGAUUAGACUGAGUAUGCCUGAUGGAGAUGGGGAGAGGGGGAAGGCGGCAGAGUGGAUGAGGUUGGUCGGCGGGCAGCGGGUCGCGCAGUGGGUCGUCAAGUGCGAUGAUGAUGUCAUACCCAUCCUACCCAACCUCAUCCCCUACCUCCUCACCCUUGAUCCCACACAGCCAACCAUACUAGGCUCUUCGUUCCAUAACGAGCCUGACAAAUGGCCACACUUUUCAAAAAAGAUGUACGGCUUCUCAUGGGGCAUCUUGCGGUCCGUCACCGAAGCGCGGAUGCACGAUGAUGAGAAGCACCGAUUUAUCGAAGAGGGGCGGUAUAUCGGUGUCAUGAUGAACUCACUCACGUCCAAACCUGGACAUCCACCAAUAGCUCCCGGAUCAAUAGCCAAGGUCCCGACUCGGCCUGUAUCACCCGACCCGCGAACAGGUCUUAUCUGGGCGGAUGUAGGGCGCAGGAUAUCACCUUGGAAAGACUACUGGACGGUCAAGGCGAGCAGUGCGCUAGCAUGGUACGGUAUGGAGAAUGAUCAGCAAUAUGAGGAGACAGCGAUGGCGGACAUAAUCAGGGAGAUGCACGAUGCGGGCAGAAAGUACCUGUGGGAUGUCCCAGAUGACCUCAAGUAUCUGGCUUGCAAGCCAUAG